GCGCGCGCGAGAGCGCGAGGGUGAGAGAGAGAGAGAGUCGAUGCCGAUUGUUUGUGUAUUGAAAGGAAGCUGGUGUAGCGCUGGGUUCGGAUUACCUGCUCUGCUUGAACUCCGAAUUUCUUGUCCAUUCUGUCUGGGAUUUUUUUCCCCCUCGUCAGGAUGAGCCAAGCCAGGCCUCGGCCCCGGCCGGACGAGUUCAUCCCACCACCGGAGUGCCCGGUCUUCGAACCCAGCUGGGAGGAAUUUGCUGACCCGUUUGCUUUCAUCAACAAGAUCCGGCCCAUCGCUGAGAAGACGGGCAUCUGUAAGAUCCGCCCGCCGCCGGAUUGGCAGCCCCCAUUUGCUUGCGAUGUUGACAAACUGCACUUCACCCCACGGAUUCAGAGGCUGAAUGAAUUGGAGGCUCAGACAAGAGUGAAGCUAAACUUCCUUGAUCAAAUUGCCAAGUUCUGGGAGCUGCAGGGAUGCACGUUAAAAAUUCCACACGUGGAAAGGAAGAUCUUGGACUUGUAUCAUUUAAACAAGUUAGUGGUGGAAGAAGGAGGAUUUGAUGCAGUCUGCAAAGACAGGAAGUGGACCAAAAUAGCACUAAAAAUGGGAUUUGCUCCUGGAAAGGCAGUUGGUUCCCAUAUUCGAGCCCACUAUGAAAGGAUUCUUUAUCCAUACAACCUUUUCCAGUCUGGAGCUAGCCUUCUGGCUCCUGAGCCUCCCACCAAACUGAUGUCUUUGGGGGCAGAAAAAACACUGGACAAGUGUGUCCAGAAACCUACCUUAACAAAUGAUGUUAAAGACAAGGAAUACAAGCCUCAUGAUAUUGCCCAGCGUCAGUCUGUGCAGCUAAGUGACAGCACCACUCCUGCCCGUCGGGCCAAACGCAUGAGAGCUGAAGCAGGGUGUGUGAAGGUGGAGCCAGGAGAGGUAUGUGAUUACCGGCCCAACCUGCGCAGAAGAAUGGGCUCAGUUGUUACAAAGAACGAGUUUGAAAAGGAUUACUUCCCUCUUGUGAAGCAAGAGCCCAUUGAGACUGCUGUUGAUCAAUAUGAAAAACCUAAGGCACGACACAAGAAGCCCCCCCCAGCAGUGAGUAUAGUUGACCUGUAUGUCUGUCUGGUAUGUGGGAGUGGAAGUGAUGAGGACCGCCUACUCUUGUGUGAUGGCUGUGAUGACAGUUACCACACAUUCUGUCUAAUCCCUCCUCUGCAUGAUGUGCCUAAAGGAGAUUGGAGGUGCCCAAAGUGUCUGGCACAGGAGUGCAGCAAGCCACAGGAGGCCUUUGGCUUUGAGCAGGCAUACAGAGAUUAUACACUGCGAGCUUUUGGAGAAAUGGCAGAUGCUUUCAAGUCGGAUUAUUUUAAUAUGCCAGUUCAUAUGGUACCUACCGAAUUGGUAGAGAAAGAAUUCUGGCGUUUAGUCAGCACCAUUGAAGAAGAUGUCACAGUGGAGUAUGGAGCUGAUAUUGCAUCCAAGGAGUUUGGAAGUGGGUUUCCUGUUAGGGGUGGUCGAUUUAAAUUGGCCCCCGAAGAGGAGAAUUAUCUGGACUGUGGUUGGAACUUGAACAACAUGCCAGUAAUGGAUCCUUCUGUCCUUACCCAUAUCACUGCUGAUAUCUGUGGGAUGAAGUUGCCCUGGCUGUAUGUUGGCAUGUGCUUCUCUUCAUUCUGCUGGCAUAUUGAGGACCACUGGAGCUACUCGAUCAACUAUCUGCAUUGGGGGGAGCCAAAGACAUGGUAUGGAGCUCCAGGAUAUGCUGCGGAGCAACUUGAAGAUGUCAUGAAAAAACUGGCUCCAGAGCUUUUUGAGUCCCAGCCUGACCUCUUGCACCAGCUUGUCACCAUCAUGAAUCCAAACACUUUGAUGGCUCAUGGAGUACCGAUUUACCGGACAAAUCAGUGUGCGGGGGAGUUUGUGAUCACAUUCCCUAGAGCAUACCACAGUGGCUUCAAUCAGGGCUUCAACUUUGCAGAGGCUGUCAAUUUCUGCACCAUGGACUGGGUUCCAUUGGGCCGCCAGUGUGUGGAUCAUUACCGUCUCCUUCAUCGCUACUGCGUGUUUUCCCAUGAUGAGAUGAUCUGUAGGAUGGCUUCAAAGGCAGAGUCCCUAGAUGUAGUUCUGGCGUCAACUAUUCAGAAAGAUAUGGCAAUCAUGAUUGCUGAGGAAAAGGUGCUGCGGGAUAAAGUUAGAAAAAUGGGGAUUAUUCAUUCUGAUACUGAGGAAUUUGACUUGCUGCCAGAUGAUGAGCGACAGUGUGCCAGGUGCCGAACCACCUGUUUCCUGUCAGCCAUUACGUGCCCCUGCAGUCCUGGAGUUUUGGUGUGUCUCUUUCAUGCUGAAGACCUGUGUCCAUGUCCUGUAAAGAAUUACACCCUCAAGUAUAGUUAUACACUGGAUGAUCUUUACCCCAUGAUGAAUGCUUUAAAACAACGGGCAGAAUCAUAUGAUGAGUGGGCUUCAAAUGUAACAGAAAUUCUGGAGGCUAAAUUGGACCAAAAAAGAAGUUUAGAGGAAUUCCAGUCACUUAUGAAAGAAUCUGAGCGAAGAAACUUUCCUGACAAUGACCUGCUACGACAUCUACACCUAGUGACACAGGAUGCAGAGAAGUGUUCCACUGUCGCACAGCAGCUGCUAAAUGGAAAACGGCAAACCAGGUACCGUGCAGGUGGAGGAAAAUCACAAAAUCAGCUUACAGUGGAAGAACUCCGUGCAUUCAUCAAGCAGCUCUAUACUCUGCCCUGCAGCAUUAGUCAAACAUCUUUGUUAAAGGACCUGUUAAGCCGUAUUGAAGAUUUCCAGCAGCGCAGUGAAAAAAUACUAUUGGAGGAAGUACCCUGUGUGUCAGAAGUCCAGGAACUGCUAGAAGUGAGUGUGGACUUUGAUGUUGACCUGCCUCAGCUACCUAUGUUGCGGGAGAGGCUUGAGCAGGGUCGAUGGCUACAGGAGGUGCAGCAGGCCUCUGCUGAGCCUUCUGUCCUGACUCUUGAUGACAUGAGACGACUUAUAGACCUUGGAGUAGGCUUGAGUGCGCACCCAUCUGUUGAAAAGGCAAUGGCCCGCCUUCAAGAGCUUUUGACCAUCUCUGAGCUUUGGGAAGACAAGGCUAAAAGUCUCCUGAAAUCAAGAACACAUCAUGCUGUUGAAACUCUGGCUGCGGCUGUUGAAGAGGUGGACAACAUUCCUGCAUACUUACCUAACUGUUUGCUGCUGAAAGAAUCUGUUCAGAAGGCCAAGCAGUGGCUCCAGGAGGUUGAGGCAUUACAGCUUGGUGGCCGAGUGGCUGUUUUGGACACUCUGACCGAUCUUGUAACAAGGGGCCGGUUGAUCCCAGUUCAGCUUGAUCCUCUGGCAAGACUGGAGUCUCUUGUCUCUGAGGUCCAGGCUUGGAAGGAGUGUGCAGCUAAAACAUUCCUAGGAAAAAACUCGCCCUUCACUCUUUUAGAGGUGUUGUGUCCUCGAUGUGAAUUUGGAGUAGUGGGACUGAAGAGGAAACCAAAAAAGGCAAAAGAUGCUCCACCAUGUGGUAAAAAGAAAGUUACCAAGUUGGAGAGUGUUGGAGAUGUGGAGAGAGCUUUAUCAGAAAGCAAGGAUUCAGCCUCUGCUAUGGCGACUCUGGGUGAGGUCCGAUUAAAGGAACUGGAAAUUCUCAAUGCCCUUCGAGCUUUUAAUGAAGCCAAGUUGCUCCCAUCCACAGAUAAUGCAUCCAUUAAAGUUUGCUUGUGUCAGAAGCCACCCUCUGGUAGCAUGUUUCAGUGUGAACUGUGCAGAGAUUUGUUUCACAGUGGCUGUGUUACCGUUCCUAACUCCGUUGUCCAGCAGGGCUCCCAAGCCUGGCUGUGCCCACUGUGCCAUCAUUCUGAAAAGCCUCCCCUAGAGAAGAUUCUGCCUCUCUUAGCUUCCCUGCAGCGCAUCAGAGUGCGGCUCCCAGAAGGUGAUGCUCUACGAUAUAUGAUUGAAAGAACUGUGAGCUGGCAACACAGGUUCCAGCAGGUGUUUUCCUCUCGUAAUUUACCUUCCUUACAUGAGAGAGCUGGGCCUUCCCCAAGCCAUCAUCAAGGUGCAUUGACUCCAUCUGAAAAUAAUGGAAAGGCCAAUCCUACUGGGUCGUUAACACAGGAGAGUGUCAAAACCAGUGAACUACCGGCAGCUUAUUGCAUUGAACAAAAAUCAAUUUCUCUUCAAGGCUUAAGCUCUGAUUUAGAAGAGCUCAUGGUGGAGGCACUUCUUCUGCAGGUGUCUUUGCCUGAAAUCCAUGAGUUGUAUCAAAUCUUGCAAACAGGGCUAACAUCUCCAUGCUUGAGUGAACAUACCUCAGAGGCACUGCACAACUGUGACCGGCCAGGGAGCAGGUCGCCCAACUCUCAGGGAAGAAGCCCAUCAAGAAAUGAGCUUGGCUCCUGUAAUCUGAAGAAAGACCCUCUAAAUUCGGCAGACCGGAAGCAGAAGAGACGUUUAGACAAGGACGGGUUCAUAAUUGAGAAAAAAGAGCGUCUCAAAAAACCCUUCAUGCCACAGAAGAAGAAGAUGAAGCUCCAGAAGGAGACAUUGAGGGAUGUCAGUAAACCAGCAGGAGAGCCACGCCAGCAAACUGACUCCCCCACUAUGCUCUCUGACCUAUCAUAUUCCGAUGACUCUGAGGAGGAUAUUGCAAUCUGUCCUGCCGAAGAGUGCCAGCAGCCUGAAGGAGAGGAGCUGUCUGAGAUCCAGGAAGUACCCCUGAUGCAAGGUUCAUCCGAGCUAGAAGAAACUUCUUUGCAGGUAGACUGGGUCCAGUGCGAUGGCAGCUGCAACCAGUGGUUUCACCAGGUCUGUGUAGGAGUGUCAGCUGAACGGGCUGAAAAGGAGGACUAUAUUUGCAUCAACUGUACUGUAAGGGAAGGCCAAGGCAGGAAGUAAUGGCCCCCACACCUCAGCCCCUCCUUUCUGUCCGUCUGUCUGUCUCUCUCUCUCUUUCUCUUUCUGUCCUGCGUAGGGACAGGUUUUGUUUUAGUUUUGAGCCACAGGGCUGGGUGUGCAAUUAAGCCCCCCCUUCACCCUUCUUCCCCACCUUGCCCCUAAAUGGUGCUAUGUCCUGCCCCAUACCUUCCCUAAUUAUCACAUUGGGAAUGUUUUUUGACUCCUUGUUCACUUUUUUGUAUUUUGAAAAAAAUUGUGUCCCGUUUUUCUCUUCUAUAAAUUGAUUGAUAUUGUUUGGAGACACAACAGGAAAAAAAAAAACACAAUUUUUUGAAAAAAGGUCUGUUUAUUUAUUUGUUUACCCCUCCUGGCUGCAGAUGUUUCCUUCUUUUAUGUACCCCCCCAAUCCCUAGAUUUUUAUUUGGAGAGUCAAAAAUGGUUGCGUUCAUCUGUUAGAAUUGACUGCUCAGGUUUAUAAGGGAGUAUAUUUCACCAAAAAAAAAGAAAGAAUUCAGAGAGAGAGAUUGAUUGUUUUGGGUUUUUUCCUUUUUUAUUUUUUUAAAUUUUCUGGGAAGCCCACCGCUUUAAUAAUAGCAGCCGGAUAAUAUAAAAUAGGUUCCUUUUAUUGUUUUGUUUGUUUUUUUCUUUUUUUUUGUAGUUAUAGUUUUAUUUAUCUGAGCAAUAACUGGUCUGUGUCUGAGUUCAUUGGCUUUGAAAACUCUUCUGGACGGCGUGUUGGUGCUGUAGCGUUGGAUGCUUCCUGUUAGGCUGUAGGACCGUCCCUCUGAUGGACUUUUUCGUGUAGCGGAGAGGAAGAAAUCUGUAAACUGCCACCCACCCCUAUCCCGCUGUAUUUUGGCUUUCCUUUUUUUUUUGUUUUUUUUUCUUUUUUCCCCCUUUCCCUUUCUUUGGUAGCUUGUUACAAAUGUUGCAGUUUAUAUUGUGAAAUAAAACCCUUUUGUUCAGUUAA
Molecule: messenger RNA, 5857 nt
Organism: Polypterus senegalus (gray bichir)
Lineage: Eukaryota; Metazoa; Chordata; Cladistia; Polypteriformes; Polypteridae
Product: lysine-specific demethylase 5B-like
Exons: 29
Coding region: 160-4887 (1575 amino acids)
Biological process (GO): chromatin remodeling
Cellular component (GO): nucleus
Molecular function (GO): histone demethylase activity; DNA binding
Source: RefSeq, a predicted model, not a curated record